AUGCUCGUCGAGCACACGUUCGUCCCGUCCCUGGCAGACGAACUCGCGAUCAAGGUCGGCGAGACGCUCCGCAUGCUCGAGGAGUACGAGGACGAGUGGUGUCUCGUCGAGCGCCUCGGCAGCCGGAGCAACGAGCGUGGCGUCGUCCCGCGGUUCUGCCUCAAGGAGCGCCCCCGCGGCCAACACAAACGCGGCGCGUCCUCCACAGGUACCGCAGCGUCCGGCCGGAGCGGCAAGUCGCAGUAG
Trametes versicolor FP-101664 SS1 is the source of this 246-nucleotide messenger RNA. RefSeq lists its product as uncharacterized. Lineage: Eukaryota; Fungi; Basidiomycota; Agaricomycetes; Polyporales; Polyporaceae. The transcript has a single exon. Gene Ontology annotation, molecular function: protein binding. The coding region runs from base 1 to 246 and encodes 81 amino acids. The record is from RefSeq and is a predicted model, not a curated record.